This is a messenger RNA of Phytophthora infestans T30-4, 1554 nucleotides long. RefSeq lists its product as uncharacterized. NCBI's taxonomy places the organism in Eukaryota, Oomycota, Peronosporomycetes, Peronosporales, Peronosporaceae. The transcript has a single exon. Gene Ontology annotation, biological process: cilium assembly; intraciliary transport. Gene Ontology annotation, cellular component: centrosome; motile cilium; intraciliary transport particle B. The coding region runs from base 19 to 1554 and encodes 511 amino acids. The record is from RefSeq and is a predicted model, not a curated record.
GAAGGGGAAAUCUUAAUUAUGUCAAAGCGAGAGGCCAAGCACGAUGACGAUUCCGGCAAGGACGACAGCGACGAAGACAUUUCCGACAGCGGGAGCGAGGCGGACGAGGAUUCGAGCGAAGAAGACAUGUCCGAGUCGGAGGACGACCGCAAGGGCAAUCCCAAAGCUGCCGGUGCUAAAGCGUUUGAUGGUGUCAAGGCCGGAGGGUCACAACGCUCCUUAACGAACCAACCGUUCGACGAAGCGGUGGAUUUGAGCGAGUCGGAGGGCAGCAUCUUGUCCGAAGACCCGAACUCGCCCAAGAAGCCGGCGGGGGCAGGACGAGCUCUGAAGAAUCAACUGUUCGACGAAGCACUUGAGUUGUCGGAGAGUGUUCAAGAGGUGGAAAGCCCGCAGAAAACAACAAUGGACAAACCUGCGAGUGUGUCUAUGGAAGCUGGAGCUAAGAGUAGUCUCCCUAACGUUACCUCGACCCUAGUGGGUAACGAGACGAAGAACAAACCGUUCGAUGAAGAAGUGGAUCUGAGUGACUCGGGCGAUAGCAUCGACACCAACGGCCAGCCGAGUCCCAAAGCUCGACAAGACUCGAAGGAAAGUCGUCAGCCGCCACCACAAAUCGAGGCCAAGAAAACCACGGCGGAAACCCCGACUCCAGCGCUAAAACCUGCAGUUGCAGCACCUGAGAAACGUCCUGAGCCGGUACGGAAACCAGCACAGGAGUCAGCCAGUUCCUCUGAUGAGUCGGAUAGCGACGACGAUGACGAUGAGGAGGACGACGACGAUGAAGGAGACGAGUCGCAGUCAACUUCUCAUGUGGCUUCAGCUGCAGCUCCUCAUACAGGCAACACCGACACGACUGCGAGUAGCGGAAGCUCCAACCACGCAGCGAUGAUGGCCAACGCAGGUGGAUACAAGGAGAGUGACUAUGCGCACUUGAAGGUCUCGCACGAGAUUCGAGAACUCUUCCAGUACAUUGGACGCUUCAAGGCGCAGGAGAUCGAGCUGGAGACGCGACUCAAGUGUUUCAUUCCAGAGUUUAUCCCAGCAGUGGGCGAUAUGGAUGCCUUCUUAAAGGUGCCGCGUCCGGAUGGUCAACCGGAUCAAUUGGGACUGAAGAUGCUGGACGAACCGAGUCUGACUCAAUCUGACGCCACAGUCCUGGACCUUCAGCUCCGCUCCACGUCCAAGAAGAAACACGGCGACAUCGUCGUCCGAAGCAUCGAGAACGCAGAAAAAUCUCCUCGAGAAAUCGACCGCUGGAUCAAAUCCAUCGCCGACUUGCAUCGCACCAAACCGCCGCCUCAAGUUCACUACACGAAGACAAUGCCCGACAUCGAGAGUCUCAUGCAGGUGUGGCCAGAAGAGUUCGAGGAACUUCUGGGUAAGACGACGCUGCCUGGUGCAGAUCUGGACAUGGGACUCGAGCAAUACGUGCGAGUCAUCUGCGCUCUGCUCGAUAUUCCAGUGCACAAGAACGUCUACGAGUCGCUGCACGUGCUCUUCACCCUGUACCUUGAGUUCAGUAGUAACCAGCAUUUUAUGCCUCUAUUGUAA